Messenger RNA from Mytilus californianus (California mussel), 6612 nucleotides. RefSeq names its product extracellular signal-regulated kinase 2-like. The coding region runs from base 54 to 1907 and encodes 617 amino acids. Gene Ontology annotation, molecular function: MAP kinase activity; ATP binding. The transcript has 14 exons. Gene Ontology annotation, cellular component: nucleus; cytoplasm. NCBI's taxonomy places the organism in Eukaryota, Metazoa, Mollusca, Bivalvia, Mytilida, Mytilidae. Gene Ontology annotation, biological process: protein phosphorylation; intracellular signal transduction. The record is from RefSeq and is a predicted model, not a curated record.
UGAUUUUGCAUUCAUGUCGGAAUUUGAUGUAAUCAAACUAAUGGUCUGAAAAUAUGAGUACUGAAAUAGAGCCCCAUAUAACCAAAAAGUAUGAAAUCAAGAAGCGGCUCGGUAAAGGGGCAUAUGGGAUUGUAUGGAAAGCAAUUGAUAGGAGAACUGGUGAGGUUGUUGCAGUCAAAAAGAUCUUUGAUGCCUUUAGAAAUCAGACAGAUGCACAGAGAACUUUCAGAGAGAUUAUGUUCCUACAGGAAUUUGGAGACCAUGCUAAUAUAAUCAAAUUACAUAAUGUAAUAAAAGCAGAAAAUGAUAAGGAUAUUUAUUUGGUGUUUGAAUUUAUGGAGACAGAUUUACAUAAUGUUAUCAAAAGAGGGAACAUACUAAAAGAUGUACACAAGAGAUAUAUUAUGUACCAGUUACUCAAAGCCACGAAGUAUUUACACAGUGGAAAUGUAAUACACAGAGAUCAUAAGCCAUCAAACAUUUUGUUGGAUAGUGAGUGUGUAGUAAAAGUAUGUGACUUUGGCCUGGCAAGGUCACUGUCUCAGAUUGGUAUAGAUGCUGAGACUGGUGAUCCUAAUUUAACAGAAUAUGUAGCAACUCGAUGGUACAGAGCUCCAGAAAUUCUUCUGGCUUCACACAGGUAUACCAAAGGUGUAGAUAUGUGGAGUUUAGGAUGUAUACUUGGUGAAAUGUUGGCGGGAAAGCCAUUAUUUCCUGGCUCCUCUACAAUAAAUCAAAUAGAGAAAAUAAUGACAUAUAUUGCAGAACCUUGUAGAGAGGAUAUAGAUAGUAUUAAAUCUGCAUAUGGUGCCUCAGUAUUAGAGAAAGCUGCCUCUAGGGGAAAGAAGUCAUUGGAGUCUUUAAUACCAGAUGCACCUAAAGAUGCAGCCGAUUUAGUUCGAAAACUUUUACAUUUUAACCCAGAUAAAAGAAUUACUGCUGACGAAGCAUUACGACAUUCAUAUGUAGCUAGAUUUCAUAAUGUAUCAGAAGAAAUAGGAUUAAAUUAUGAUGUUGUUCCACCAUUAAGUGAUGACACACAGCUGACCGUUGAUGAAUACAGAAGUAAACUCUAUGAGAUGAUUAUGCAGAAAAAACAGGAAAGACGACGAAAGCGACAUGAAAUGAGAAGUGCACCACAGCCCACCCGACAUAUAUCCAGAACUCCAGAGGAACCUCCUCCAAGCGAACCCUACAAUCGUGAAAAUGAAUAUGACAAAGGCGCAGAGCCAAAAAUAUAUUACAAAAGUCAUCCAUCAGAAGGUCACCCCCAUUCAGCUCCUCAUCAUCAAUCAUCAUUUUCAGCAUUCGGCAGAACAACACAUGAACAACCACCAAGAUCACGGUUACAAAGCAGACAGAAAACCAGUAUUGGAAACAAUGUUCAGCAUUCUAAUAGUGCCACAGCUAUGCAGUUAUAUGAGAUAUUUAUGAGAUCUCAACACCUUGGUAUUCAUCCCAAUAAGUUUCUAUAUGGUAGGAACAUAAAGGUUCAGCCAGAUCCUUAUCCGCCUAUGUCAAAAAACAGACAUACCUCAGCUCCAACUCAAAGCAGGGCAGGUAGACCAACGUCAGGACUGUAUAGAGGACCAACAAUUACUAGAGAUGAAAAAGCUGGUGCAUUGAGUGUUACUAGUUCAAGACUGUCAGGAAUUGGCCGGUUGUUAAAAUGUGCAAUGGAACCUUUACCUCCCAUCCGAUCAUACACACAUUAUUACGUACCUGGUCAAAGACCAAUAUCAGCUCAAAAUAAGCCACAAAAGCCCAUCUAUGGAAGGAAACAGUUCAGUAAUGCUACAAAUGUGCCGUCUGCUGGGGCACCAAAGGAGUACUUCGGUAGUUAUGCCCAAGAUAUUGGUACAAUCACAUCAUCAGGCUUGGCUGCUCUGCAGGGUAAAAAGGCCUAAAGUGUCACAAAAUUGUCUUUCAUAAAACUUUGGAGCAUGCUCCUUAAUUUCUGAGUUGAACUCAAUAUGUUGGCUGUCUUUAAUUAAAUAUAUACUAUUGACUAUUAAGACAGAAGUUACAUUUAUUGUGGAAAUGUAUGACACAGAUGAUCUUUAUGCAUUACCAGUUUAAUGGAGUGAAGAAGCAGAAAUAUGUAAAAUAUGAAAAAGGUGCCAAUAUGUUAACACUAGAUGUUCAGAAUAGCUGCUGCAUAUCAGUCUGGGGAAACAGCUUUGUUAUCUCCAUAUGUUGUUAUCAAAUUUUUCCUGUUUAGGGAAACAUCUACAUAUAGCAUUUAGUUUGCUGGAAAAAUUAUAGAUUUCAAAUUAUUUUUCACUGUUUGAAUGUGCACAAUAUGAAAAAAAAAAAUAUAAAUUAUGUAAAAUAUGAGUUCCAGAGUGAUAUCUGUGUAGUUCUAAGUGUAAACAAAUUUACCUGUUGUGCUGAACUAAGAUGAUACCAUUUAUACAUCAACAAUCAACCAUACUUUUAUUUUUUUUAAUUGUAAUUUUAAUGAUGUAUUUUAAUGUUUACAUUAUAUUCAAAUAACAUUCCAUUACUGUGUUAUAUAUAUAUAUAUAUAUAUAAUGUCUUGGUUGUGAAUGAUAAUCUAUAAAGAAAUUUACAUGCAUUAUACAGGUCCAGAACACAUUUGCAUAUUCAGUUGUCACAUUUUCAUUCAAUAAAUAAUGUUUUUUUAUGAACACCAUAAGUAUGAAUGUUAAGUAAAUUUGGGCAAUUUGAGCUCCAGGUAAGUUAGGCCUUUGUGGCAAUUUGUUGAAGAAAUAAGUAUGAAAUUUAAUUUAUUAAAACUUUACUACAGGUUUGGAAUAAUAUGAUAAACCCAUACAAAGUAACUACCUUUUAAAACAUUUUGUGAAGAAUCUUAGAAAAACCAAAUACAAUAAAGUAAUAUUACAUGAAUAUAAAAGUUAUUUGCUGGCGUAAGUAAAUAGUUAACGUGAGUUGUAAAGACUUAUAAACAAAGUAAAGAAGAAUCAGUUUACUUUUCUGAUUUCUUAUGAUGAUAUAUUAAAAAAGUUAAAAUACAGCAACUUCCUUUUACUUAAUAUAUCAACAAAGGCAUUCAGCAUUGGAUGAUUAUUGAUAAAAUUCUUGGAAUAUCGUUUGAAUACUCAUGUCCAUUUUAUCUCAUGUAUAACAUUGUGUUCAAAUUCAUUUAUGCCAUGAUAGUACUAUAUAGUCAGUCAUCAUUGAGUGCAUAAAAUGUAACCAUCACUAAUGUUUAUGACGUCCAAUUCUGGUACACAUUGAUACAUAGAUAUAAACAAAUUAAUUUCCCAGUUAUUUGAACUAUCCUAAUGUAAUUAUUGACUAUAUGUGAUGAGGUUUCUGAUAUAAGUUUCAGUGACUAUAUAUAUACUUUAUAAAAUGUAAAAUAAGCACAUUGAUAUCGCAUAUGAAGUUUAUUCUAGACAAAAUAAUAAAAAUGAGAUAUUAAGAAAGUAAUUAAUUCUUUAAGGAAAAUGAUUGGGAAUAUACGUCAUGAAAACAUUGAUUGAUUUUGGUUUGAUUUAACAAGCCACAUGCCAUUUAGCAGUUUUAGCUUAGCUUCCUGAAUAUUGUACAAUGAUUAAAUAAAUGAACAAUAUGAAAUCCGUAAUGUCAAUCUUGUCAUGGAACUUGAAUCUAAAUCAAUUUUUAUAUUAUUUAAGUGUUCAUUUUGUUAUCAUGAUGAAGUAAUUAAAUUUGUUGUCUUUUCAAAGUGUAAAUAAAUGAUAGGAGGGACAGAUGAUUUGUUAUUCAACACAGAUGUAGAUUUCCGAUGAAAACUGUAAGCUUUUUUUAUCAACAUAAUGACAUCUCAUUGUCAGUAAUAGAUACUUCUUACAUUGCUGACAAUGAGAUGUUCACAUAACCAGAUACUUACUUCUAAAAAAAUCUAUGUGAAAUCCACAUCUUUAUACAAUUUUUGAUCACAAUACAACCAAGUCAGGAACCUCAUCAAUUGUUGCUGUAAGCUAUAUUUUGAUAGGAUUUUUUCCCUGUAAGGGUUAAGUGUUGAUCAAGAUUUUAAUCUCUGUUAAAUUUUGUUGGUACAUUUUUAGACUUGGGACAAUUUAGAGCUAGACAUAUUGUUUUGACAUUUGUCUUGUUUUUGUCAUUAGGGUUGCUGUCUCAUUGAGGUAUAACCUGCAUAUCCUUUAAAUUAUAAUAAUUGUCUUGCCUUUUCAAAAUCAUUACAGCUUCCCUUUGAAGGUUGUCAAAGGCAGGUUUAACUGUACAUAAAUGUAUGUAUUAUUAGGCAGUAUGUAAAUGCAGAAAUUGUAUCAAGAUCAGAAGUUCAAUAAAAGAUUUCAGAAAAAACUUCACAGGUAACAUUCCAUUUUUACUUAAUUAUUUUUAUACAUUGUACUUGAAGUUCUACAGGGAUUUUAUUAUUGAUAAAGUGUAACAGAUAUAUACAUUUGUAGUUUCAGUUUUGUGUUUUCACAUGAUGCCUUGAGCAUUUUGAUAUAUAGGAAUACCUCAAGACAAACAUAAUUGUCUUCAGGCACAUAGUUCCAAACUAUUGAUGAACAAUGAUAGAACAAGACAACAGAAAGGAACUCUGUUUUAAUUUAUUGCCAAUGCUGUGAAUCAGGAUACUGAUUGUAGUUGUUAAAUGAUGUUUAUAUGUUAAAACCAAAUUUUGUUUGUUAUGUCAAUUUUAAAUGACAGGAGUAUGAAUGAAAAGUUGUGAUAUUGAAAACUUAUCCCUCCAGAUUUUGUGAUCCGUCCAGUAUUAAUGUGUUGUAUCCAUUCCAUCCAACUUAACAUUCCAGUAUUUUUUCUACAUAGUUUAUGAUUAUUUUUAUUUAUUUGUAAAUUAUUUUUAUUCAUGUUAUCAUAUUUAUUAUACAUUGAAUCAUUUAUCUCUAUGUAAAAAUCCAUUUAUUUGUAAAUAGUGUAGUUUAGAUGAAUUGCAUUUUAGAUAUAGAAAGUAUAAGAGGUCAUUGGCUGCAUCAUCUUGUCUUGAUACAAUGUUCUCUAUUUGUUUUAUUAAAUAUCAACAGGAACGUGCAAAGCUAACCUUUUUUUGUUAAAGUUGGUCACGAAUAAAUAUGUGUUGACAUUAAACUGACCAACCUUAUUUACAUUUUUAUAAGUGAACAAAUUAAGUGCUCUUUUUUUUUGGAAUCAAUGUCCUAUGUGCCAACAAAAAAUUUUUAUGUUCAAAAGCACAAAAGUAUAGCUAGAAUAAAUUAAAGGAGUAGGUCCGGUAAGGGCCGAUUUUGGCCCCAAAUUUCAGGUUCAUCUGAUGAAAGAUUUUGGACACUUUUUAAACACUUAAGUGUCUACUUUAGUAGAAUCAAUUAAUUUAUGUGAAAGAUUUGAACUGAUUUAGUCAUUAAAGACGCUCAUAUUAUAUAAUAUGUCACUUUUCAGAUGGUUUUUGUCAAAAAUGAAAGUGGCCGCAUCCGUGUUCAUCCUCAACCUUUAUAUAUGUUAUGUAUUAUCAUCAAAUACAACUUACAUUUAAAUAUUAAGAAUGAACACAAAUGCGGCCACGUCCAUUUAAGACGGAAACCGUCUAAAAAUUAACUCAAAUGCUAAAAUUAUGAAGAUUUCAGUAAUUUAGCAUGAACUAAUGAUGCUAGUACCUGAUAAAUAUGCAUUGUAUUAUCAAAAACAGCCCAUAUGUAUGUAACAGAAGUAUUCUUCUUUCCAAUGAAUAGCUAAAAGUUUACAUUUUAACAAUUUAGUAAAACUGCUAUAUUUUGGGGCCAAAAAGGGGUCUUACUGAACCUACUCCUUUGAUUAAUCAAUGAGGUCUAGUUAUAAUUCUAUUUAUUCAGUUUAGUUUCCGUAUUUUUCCUUCCUUAUUUAAAUGAUGAGUAAACUUUGACCUGUAUGCAACUGCUAAAUGAUGACAGAGGUGUUGACAGGAUCAACAUUAUAUAUGUACCAAUAUCUUAUUUAAUGUAGAAAUUUCAAUACCACAAGGUUGCAAUAUGACUUCACAAGAUUUAAAAAUUAAUGAUAAUGCAUUUGAAAUUAAGUGGAAAUUUAAAUAAACAAUGUCAGUCUAAGAUUUAUCAACUGUUUUUCAAUGUAGGAUUGCUUGAAUCCUUUUUUAUUUCAAGGUCAUAAGUUAACGAUAAAGGAUGUGCCCUGGUUACCUAGGAUGUUCUGACAUGGAUUUGAAUAGUUGUUGAUCUAUCAAUCUUUCAAAGGUUAAGGUUACCUGAUAGCAUUUUAGAAUAACGCCUAUUCUAGUUAUGUGUAUUUUCAGGGGGGUUGUUUACUUUUUUUCCAUUCAAGUUUUCUUAUGAUUUGACAAGUAUUUAUUUGUCAUUUUUCUAUGCUAAAAUUUGCUAAAUUACAGUUAAUUUGGAAUAUAUCUUUUUCAGUUUGUUAGUAUCUAAGGGACAAGAGGCCAGUGUUCACAAAUAUGACAUUACAUUUUUUUAAAUGGAAGGAUAUAAAAGUGGAAUUUGCAAUACAUGGAGAUCAAUGAGCUAGAAUCUAACUGUAGGGUUUUGAUAUCUUAUAUAUAAUUUGUUUUGAUUUGUUCAACAAUAUAUAUGAUGCAUGCCAAUUGUCUGCUGUGCUUUGAAAUGUAACAUUUUAUCUGUUGAUUGUCUUUAUCAUUAGUUUAAUUUUAACUGAAAGAAGAGCAUUCCCAUUAAAACCUGAAAUAUAAAAUAAAGGUGGAUGAUA